Molecule: messenger RNA, 1455 nt
Organism: Betta splendens (Siamese fighting fish)
Lineage: Eukaryota; Metazoa; Chordata; Actinopteri; Anabantiformes; Osphronemidae
Product: zinc finger C2HC domain-containing protein 1C-like
Exons: 2
Coding region: 177-1208 (343 amino acids)
Source: RefSeq, a predicted model, not a curated record
CGUCGGUGAAACGGCCACAACAACGAUUGUGAAUUACUUUGAAUUGCUACCGUUCUCGGAGUUUUUGUAAAGUAAAAGGUAGAUACCCCAAAACUUAAAUGUCACUCAAGUUAAAUUUGUCAGUUGCAAAUGGACUAGAAAGGAUAACAGUGUUAUAAACAACAACAAAUGACGUCAUGAGUACAGACACAUCAAAUGAACUCGGUCCACAGAAGCCGCACAACGUGGAAGUAGAAGAACCUGGUGAUGUCAACAAUCCAGCACAAUGUAGGAGGAGAGAAGCUGAAGCAGAGCGGCGGUGGCCUAAAAAGCCUGUUAUCCACAGAAGACGGUCCGACACCAGGACACAAGGGUCGAUGGACACGUACGACUUUGAAAAAAUGACGAUUUCAAAGCAAACUGAAGGAUUAUUGUCACAAGGAAAAAAAUCUGAAACCAGAAAGAUUCAUGGACUCAAUCAUCCAAGUAAAGACUUACUUGCGCAACAAAGGGAAGUGGAGAUGAACAGAUUGAUUCAUGCAAAAAAACUCAUGCUACUAGAGACACUACUGAAUCUCGAGGUAAAGGUAAGACAGAAGCUUCAAAGUGUUGAAGCUUCUGCAGGUGAUGACUGGAAACAUAGAGAGCAGAGUCACAACAGGGCCGUUUGGCCACAAACCACGCUGUCUGAGCAGCGCAGGAGACAGGAGGGAGGUCAGCAUCUGAGGGAAAGGCAGCGCCCCAGCGAUGAGAGGAGAACGAGGGACACCUGGAGAUUAGGUGUAAGGCCAGAGCACAGAAGAGAAGUCAAUGAGGCGUCUACAGGAACCAAAUACAAAGCAAAAGAGAUGCACAGGACAGAAAAUGAACAUGAAACGCCUCAGUGGACUCCACACAAACCUGCUGCUUUACGUUCAACAGACAAUCACAGAGCUGCAGAAGGCAAAACCAAAGUCUUCCCUCCUAUUUCUACGCCCUCCUCUUCAAGCAGCUCGCAGCAGCACGAGGUGGGACUGGCACGGAGCACAGACGCCAGCUUCCACCUCCUUCCCUGCAGGAUCUGCAACAGGAAAUUCAUGAGCGCGAGAUUAGAGAAGCACGUCCAGAUCUGUGAAAAGGUGAAGCAGCCGCGUCGACGUGUCUUCAACUCCUAUAUUAACAGGACCAAGGGUUCGGCUAUAGAGGAGUUCUGCAAAACCCACAGCAGAAGCAAGAUUCCGGACGUAUGAACAUUCUGUUAUAGACUGUGGGAGAUUAGUUUGUUGUUAGGGGGGGGUGACAGAUUUACUAAAAUAUGAUUCAGAGUUGAUGUUUUCAGUGUUAUUUAGUGGGCUUUGCCCAGAUCUGCUGAAUAAUAUCCGAAAAUAAUCUAGUUUAGUGUGUGUCAAAUAUCAGCAAACAAAAUUCCACAAUUGCAAAAGAGACAAAUGCUUUUUUUAUUUAUGGCUUUUCCACAAUAAAAGGAAGCAAGAGUGA